AUGAUGGCCUUGGGGACACUCCUGAGGAAGCCGCCGCUGCCGCCGGGCAGCUGCAGAACCUUCUGGGGAUGGCUGAAUGCCGUGUUCAACAAGGUGGACCACGAGCGGAUCCGAGACGUGGGGCCCGACCGGGCGGCCUCGGAGUGGCUGCUGCGCUGCGGGGCGCUGGUCAGGUACCAGGGCUCGCCCCGCUGGCAGCAGGACUACAAUGGGCUGCCCACAGGGCCCCUGGGCAAGUACAAGAUCGAGGCCAUCAACGCCACCGACUCCUGCAUCAUGUACAGAGGAUUUGACUAUCUGGAUGGCCUGGAGCACGUUACAGAUAUCAAGCUGGAGAAGUGCAUGUACAUCCAGGACGAGUGUCUGCAGAGGCUCAGCGAGACCAGCAACCUGCAGAAGAGUCUGCAGCGGCUGGAGAUCAUUUCCUGUGGGAAUGUCACAGACAAAGGCAUCCUUGCACUCCACAAGCUGAGGAACCUGCAAUAUUUGUAUCUGAGUGACCUUCCUGGGAUCAGACAGAAAGAAACAACCUUCCAUGUCCUUCAGCAGGCACUGCCCAACCUGGAGCUGGAGUUGGAUUUGGAAUAAACACAGCAGCACAUAACUGAGAUGUGAUUUCCUAGGAUUUCUCUUCCAUUGCACACAUGAAGCUGUAGACACAGCUGUAUUUCCAGUAUGGAAGUAAGCCCAGCUCUUCCAGUCCAGCCUCAAGGUCUAUGUGACCUUUUAAGAAAUCAUGCAGUUAAGUUUUAUUAAGCUUAAACUCAGUGGUGGAUCAACAACAGACAAAGCAGGCCUGUGCACGUAGGCAUCUGUUUGCUGUUUUUCUAGGAAGCUCUGAAUACCUCAGUUUUCAGUAUUUAUUGCCCAGAAGCAAAGUGGCAGUGGGGGGAUGUCUGGGUGUGUGGUGUUGGUGCUGUUCCCUCUGGGACAGUCUUGCCCAGUCAGUGGGUGCUGGUUUAUUAAAGAGGUUCUGGGUUGUUUUUGUGUUCUUCACACUUGGAGUUCUGUCUGGUUUAAUGAUCUGCAGGCAGGCAGGGUCACCCCUCAGGAGCAGCAGCUCUUGGACACAGCCUUGAGCAGAUUUUGCUGUGUGCUGCCAUGGACUGCAGCAGUUCUGGGCAGCUCUGGAGUUGCAUCUUCAUCCUUCUGAUAAAUAAAAGUAAUUGGGAACUGUU
Messenger RNA from Oenanthe melanoleuca, 1178 nucleotides. RefSeq names its product distal membrane arm assembly component 2 like (gene DMAC2L). The transcript has 4 exons. The record is from RefSeq and is a predicted model, not a curated record. Lineage: Eukaryota; Metazoa; Chordata; Aves; Passeriformes; Muscicapidae. Bases 1 to 588 code for a protein of 195 amino acids.